AUGGACUCUUCAGGGAAGGACCACCUUGGUGCCAGCAGCUCGGAGCCCCUCACGGCCAUCAUCAUCGGCAAUGGCCCCUCGGGCAUCUGCUUGUCCUACCUGCUCUCAGGUUACACCCCCUACGUGAAGCCGGGCGCCGUCCACCCACACCCUCUGCUGCAGAGGAAGCUCAACGAGGCACCGGGGGUCUCCAUCCUGGACCAGGACCUGGAUUACCUGUCCGAGGGCCUUGAAGGCCGCUGCCAAAGCCCCGUGCCCCUGCUCUUUGACACCCUCCUGAGGCCAGACACGGACCUGGGAGGAGACAUGGAAUCCGUGCUCACCUGGAAGCGCCAGACAGAGCGAGUUGUCCCCCAUGUGGUCCUGGGCCGCGGCCUGCCUGGGGGUGCCUGGCAUUCCAUUGAAGGCUCCAUGGUGACGCUGAGCCAAGGCCAGUGGAUGGGGCUCCCGGACCUGCCGGUCAAGGACUGGAUGCGCAAAAAGCGGAGGGGUCUCCGAAACAGCCGGGCCACGGCCGGGGACAUUGCUCACUACUACAAGGACUACGUGACCAAGAAGGGUCUGGGACACAACUUUGUGUCAGGCGCCGUGGUCACGGCUGUGGAGUGGGGCACACCCGAGUCUGGAGGCUCUGAGGCCCAGGACCCCAGCCCCCUCUUCCAAGUGAGUGGCUUCCUGACCACCCAGGGCCAGAGCCCGCAGCCCUUCUCCCUGUGCGCCCGCAAUGUGGUCCUGGCCACGGGCACGUCUGACAGCCCAGCCCGCCUGGACGUCCCUGGGGAGGCUCUGCCCUUUGUCCACCACGAGCUGUCGGCCCUAGAGGCGGCCACGCGGGCGGGCACCGUGACCCCGGCAUCGGACCCUGUGCUCAUUGUGGGUGCGGGGCUGUCGGCCGCCGACGCAGUCCUGUACGCCCGACACUACAACGUGCCGGUGAUCCACGCUUUCCGGCGGCCUGUGGACGACCCCGGCCUGGUGUUCAACCAGCUGCCCAAGAUGCUGUACCCCGAAUACCACAAGGUGCACCAGAUGAUGCGUGAGCAGUCCAUCCUGUCGCCCAGCCCCUACGAGGGCUACCUCAGCCUCCCAGAGCACCGGCUGCUGCUGUUCAAGGAGGGCUGCCAGGCACUGUUCCGCGACCCGCAGGGCGGCCAGAAGGUCUUUGGUGUCUCCCUCGUGCUGGUCCUCAUCGGGUCCUACCCUGACCUCUCCUUCCUCCCCGGGGAAGGCGCCGACCUCACCGUGGACCCCAGCCAGCCGCUGAAUGCCAAAAGGAACCCCAUUGACGUGGACCCCUUCACCUACCAGAGCACCCACCAGGAGGGCCUGUAUGCCGUGGGGCCGCUGGCCGGGGACAACUUUGUGCGGUUCGUGCAGGGUGGUGCCCUGGCCGUGGCCAGCUCCCUGCUGAGGAAGGAGACCAGGAAGCCGCCCUAG
Orycteropus afer afer is the source of this 1437-nucleotide messenger RNA. RefSeq names its product oxidative stress induced growth inhibitor 1 (gene OSGIN1). Gene Ontology annotation, molecular function: oxidoreductase activity. NCBI's taxonomy places the organism in Eukaryota, Metazoa, Chordata, Mammalia, Tubulidentata, Orycteropodidae. The transcript is spliced from 5 exons. The coding region runs from base 1 to 1437 and encodes 478 amino acids. The record is from RefSeq and is a predicted model, not a curated record.